CUGGUCAGUUGGCAGACCUGCAAAAUCAGUAGAAUGUCAGCGCUGUUCGGUUAGGUGUUUUUAGGAAUUUCUAAAGGAAAAAUACAAUUUAAUUGUGAUCAUUUCACGUCCCCCAGCAAAUAAAUCUGUAGGAGAAUGUGUAAAAGUAGUACAAUCUAAUAUGAUACAAAUUCGCAACUGGUUUUGCUGUGAUUAUUGUGUGUUUUUGCAGGGAUAUAGGAUUGGGUGAGCAAGUAUGGCUACAAGUGAUAAUAGGAAAAGCCCUCAAUUGGGCAAAAUCAAGCUGAAAAUAGGAAACAGCACUGUAACUGCUAGUGACUCUGAUGCAAGUGUUGACACUAACAGCUUGAGUGCUGAGAGUGUCACUGAACAAAAUCAGCAGAGAAAUGUUGAGAAAAGGAGGAAGAAAAACCGUAGGGGCUCUGAAUGGGAGAUCAUGGCUGGGUUGAAAGAUGGUCAACGUUUUGAAAAUAAACCUAACCCUUUCAAUGGAUAUCUGCAUAAGAAAAGGAAGUGGCCCCUAAAAGGAUGGCAUAAGCGGUACUUUUUGAUCGACAAAGGCGUCCUGGUGUACGGAAAGGGUCCCACGGAGAUAAGCAAAGGCAAGAUCCACGGCACUUUGGACAUCGGUCUGUCUGUCAUAUCGACAAAGCAGAAACGUCGCCGCAUAGACAUCGACGCCGAAGAAUUCAUCUACCAUCUGAAGGCGAAGAGUGACGAGGCGUUCUCGAACUGGGUACAGCAACUCACGGCGCAUAGGCUGUUCAGGCAGCACAUCUUGACGUAUGGCACUAACGUGGGAGCGUUGUUCAAGCCCACCGAUGGACUUCAUAGCAUUCCAAGGACUCCCGAGAUCUUAAGCCGAGACGGAAGCCUGACCAGAGGUCUUCAGCCUCCAAACGGCUCGAUUCGUCUGAGCUUAUGGAUACAUGAAUCUCUAUCGGCUUUGGAACAGCAGCAACGUGAGUCGGCAUCUGCGGAACAGAGUCUCACCAAGCUGACAAAAUUACUACAGCAGAUUGAAAGCAAUAGCAUUGUUGUGGUAGAGAGUACGGGUGAGGCGCAAUCUCCGAACGUCAAGAAAGAUAGACGGAAGUUUGGGUUGAAAAAGAAGAAAUCGUCGAAAGGAGGAAGCGUUGAUUUGACAAUCCAGUUCAGCGGAAAUAAAUCCACGACCGGCACCGACACUGACAACACAUCACCGUUGUCGUACCCACGCACCCCUGGCACCCACAUACUCCGUUCUUAUCACUCUACCACUGCACUCUUCAAGGCUAAUUCAUUUUCUGCGCUCUCUUGUUCGCCACAGCCUAACGCGGUCUCAAGCACUACAUCUACGUUGCCGAUUCCAACAGCUGCCUCGAAUGCUCCUACUCCCGACAGUUUGAGUAACGUUGACGUUAUCUCGCUAUCCGCUGAUAAUCAGAUGAGGGAGGACUUCGUCACUUUGGCCAAAUCAGUGCUAACAACUUUGAAGAACCUGACGUUCGGCCUGACGACGGAACGGGAGCGUCUGAAAAAUGCGUUGGAAGUGGAGGCGCAGGCGCCUGCCAAUGUUAGUAACCAAAACCUACUCACAUUAAAGAAUAAUCUCAAUCAAGUUCUCCAACAGAAUUCGGAUCUGCGCAACAGGCUGGUCAGGAUCCACGAGACGUCCGAUUUGGAGGAUCUGUCGUCGUUGGACCAUCUGUCAGAGAACCACCGCGCUGCAGGCGGUACCGGGACCGGCACGUACACAGCCGCCUCGCUCAGCUACAGCUCGUCCUGUGUCAGCGCCACCGAGUUCUUCGACGCCGAGGACCUGCCGGCCAAUGAAAAGAAGCACCGGCCGCGUCACAACCACAAAAGGGCGGAGCCGACCGAUGACGAAGGCGGCUAUAGGCCGAACGCGGAGGAGGAGUCCGAGGUGCGCACGCGCAGCGAGAGCAGCUCGGAGGCGGGGUCGUUGAGCAGCGAGGCGGAGUUGGAGGAGGGGAGUAUCAGCAGCGAAUCGGAACUGGGGGCGGAGUUGGCGAAUUCGGAGAGGGCUGAAUUGGGAGACACUAGUGGCCUGACAGGCAGGCGUACGGCCCUUCCUGUUCCUCGACCCCCGACGGAGGGCCUAUCCUUAUGGAAUCUGCUCAGUAGAAACAUUGGCAAAGACCUCUCUCAAAUUAGUAUGCCUGUCGCCCUCAACGAACCCUUGAACGUUUUGCAAAGGCUGUGUGAAGAACUCGAAUACUCUGAACUGCUUGAUAAGGCAGCUAGUAUAGAUGAUCCGUAUGAAAGAAUGGUAGAAAUAGCUGCAUUUGCAGUUUCUGCAUAUGCCAGUACUCUCAGUCGUGCUGGAAAUAAACCCUUUAACCCCUUAUUAGGAGAAACUUACGAAUGUAUUAGGGAAGAUAAAGGAUUCCGAUUCUUAGCUGAACAAGUUUCUCACCAUCCCCCUAUAAGCGCUUGUUAUGCAGAAAGUACGAACUUUACUUUUUGGCAAGAUGCUAGAGUGAAGACUAAGUUUUGGGGUAAAAGUAUGGAAUUUCAGCCCCUAGGUAAUGUGCACGUACUCUUGCCAAAGACUGGUGAUCAUUAUGUGUGGAACAAGGUUACAACGUGCGUUCAUAAUUUAUUCAGCGGUCAAAGAUGGGUAGAUCAGUAUGGUGAAUUGAGAAUUACGAAUGGUAGAAUAACGUGUAAAUUGACGUUCGCAAAAGCUAGUUACUGGUCGGCUAAAAGGCACGAGGUUGUCGGUGCAGUAUACGACGAGAACGGCCAACCUGUCCGCAGGUUAUUCGGCAAAUGGUCUGAAUCUCUGUACUGCGGCGUGGCACCCUCUGCCAGGUGCAUAUGGCGGGCCGGUACUCUGCCUCCUAACCACGAACGGUACUACGGGUUCACCAGGUUCGCCAUUGAGUUGAACGAACUGGGACCUGACCAGCAGUUGCUGCCUCCGACAGAUACUAGGCUUAGGCCGGAUCAGAGGGCACUCGAAGAAGGUGACCUAAACACCGCCGAAACUCUGAAACUCCAACUGGAAAGCAUGCAACGAGAGAGGCGGAAACGGCGGGAAGAAUUGAAGAUUACGUACCAGCCGCGAUGGUUCUCGAGUACGGCGGACGAAACGUGGGAAUACAACGGGAAGUACUGGGAAACGCGCAGGAAUUCCGGUUUCGCCAAUUUGCAGUUCGAGUCGCUGUGGUGAUGCGAGAGGAAGGGCUCCAGGCAGAGGAGUCGCAGGGUGAGGAUAAUGGUGCAGGCACAUUAAGGUACAGAUCCGUACGUAAUGGUACUUGGUUCAAGUAGCAAUGCUUCCGAUACAGGCGGUUGAAAGUUAGUAUGUAUUUCCACGUGUCGAAACGCGCAAUUGCUGUUCGCAUGAGACGCGUUUCGACGCGCGCUUACAAGUUCUGGAGAGCUUUUUUAAUGUCACAAGCGUCAGAGUGUCGCCACAUACCGAAUUUUCGGUAUUUCUACCGAAAUGAGACCCUGUUUACCGAAAUUCCGAAAACGUCCUCAUUUUCGACGAUUUUCUUAAAUAACUCAGAUAUAUGCAGAUUUUUGACCGAAAAACAGCUGGAACCAAAAAUAAAGCUUAAAAAUUAAUUCUAUGUAGUCUGUGCCCCAUGCCAGUCAUACAAAAGCGAACUCAUUGGCGGUCGGGUACACGAGGGACGUAGAUUUGGGUUGCCUACAAUUGUGUACCCACACCCCUUAUUCUGCUCUUCCUAUAGUGGUUUUUGGGUACAACAGGUACAGACUGAUAGAUCACCGUCAUUAUCGCAUCACCAUACAGCAAUAAGGAAACCAAAGUGAAUAUUAAAUUAAAACGUCAGGUGAUAAGGCUUCAAAUUUAGGAAUGAAACAGAAAAAUAAACAAGAGUGGCAAAAGUAGUUCCAGUGAUCGCUGCAAAGGAGUUUGAAGAGCGACCAGUAUUCCUUAUACAAGUUGUAAUAAAGAACUUCAGAUUUUUUUAGGAACAGGUGCCGUCAAAAAAAAACUGCUGUUGUGUAUGUGUGCAAUACAAAAAUAUACUUUUUCAUAGGGGGCGCUGCAUAACGCACAGUUCCUUGACCCGGCACAGAUUUUUUUUAUCCUACCGAUUUUGUUCUUGAAUCUACCGAAUUUCAACGACACUGUCUACCGAUUUUUUUUUUCGGUUUGGCAACCCCUGCGUCACCCAAAUUGUCGCGCUGAAAAGAUGUAAAUUGUUCCACCUACAUCAAUUUAAUACUAAUCGCGCGUUUUUAUGUAACACGACGAUUUCAUGUUCCUAUCUACCGGCAAUUAUAGGGAACGAAAAGUAAAUUAUAAUUGAAUUCUCUACUACCUAUUACAAUAUUUUUGCACGGUGGUUGCUAUGAAAGCUGAUAUUGCGAAAGUGGGGGAUUUUUUCGAAACAAAAAUAAUCACGAAACGUUAAUACUAAGCGGGUGAUUUUUGGGUCUAUUUUAAGAAGAAAACUUUGUAUGAACGUAUAUCCUAGGUGUCGUAACUUUUGAGAUACAUGGUGGUAAAGUCUUAAGAACUAAAUAAUUGGUUAUUAACAGCUGUAAAUGCCACUUCAGAUAUUUUAACGAAAUUUAACAUGCAUGUACAAGACCCAUUUUUCAAUUGACUCUUUUGGCAGAUGUUGUUUGUACGCCGGUGAUUAUUUUUAAAAUAAAAAAUAUUCUGGAAAUUCCCAAUUAUAUCUAUGCACAUUGGAUUUCGUGAUUUUUUAAAUCCGAUACACGGUCUUCGCUUAAAAAAAUAAAAAGCGCGCAGACAAAUAGUAAUUAUUUAGGUGAUCGUGCUUUGGAGUAAAAAAAUUAAAGAGAUCAAAUCUGCUCAUCAUAGAUGAAUACCGAUAUAAUUUUUUUAAAGAAAGUCAGUGCUGUGUCACGACUUUCUAUAUUAGAAACUUUACCACCAUAUAUAUCAAAAGUUAAGAAGUUUAGGUCAUACGUUCAUAUGAAGUUAUCUUCGUAAAAUGGACCCAAAAAUCGCCCUUUCAAUAUUGACAUUCAAUUAGGAAACACCCAAUAUAUUGUGAAUGUUUUUUUCUUUUCUCUGUAAACGAAAUUGGCGUAAUAAAUUUUUCACAGCCUAUGCUUAGAAUGUGAACCUAUUUUCGGUAUGGUCAAAUAAGUAGCAAAGUUGAGAACACGAAACAACAUUGAGGCUGCCAUUUGACGCUUGUGAUUGGCUUGUCGAUACGGCAUAUUACACCUUUCAGAAACUAGUUAUGUUUGUGUUUUAAAGAGAAGAAAAGGAUCGUUUUUUAUGUGAAUGGAGCAAAAUACACACCAUCACAUGGUAACACUAUGCGGGGUAAUUCAGAAAAUAAUAGCAACGCUUAUAGUAGUAGAGGUUACCUCCAAAAGAAGUUCCUAUAAAAAUAUGUCCUAAGCUGCCCCAUUACCAAGAUACACGGUGUUGUAAUUUUUUAUGCCACUGAUGAUACUGAAUAAGGACAACAUAUGAAAAUUGUUCAGAUAAUGCUAUGGCAAUAUAUCUUCUUAAUGCACUUGAUACAAUUUUCAAUGUUAAACUUCACUAAUCCAAACGUAUUUUCAAACAAGAACACUUUGGAGUUUUUUGUCUCAAAUAUUUUUAAGCAAUUUUACCUGAAAAGUCUUAAGAGAGGCAUUUCCUGUAAAAUUGAUUACCUAAUUCAAAAAUGCAAUAAAUGUUUCAAAAAAGUCAGCGGCGUAGUAAAUAGUUUUGGUUUUUCUUCUGUGAGGGUCAAAACUUCCCAAUUUCCAUGCUACUGGUAUAGUGCAGGCACGAUAACCUUUGUAGGCAUUCACUAUGCUGUUAGUACUUAAUCCCCUCCAAAGAUGUUUUUUUUCGAUUUUGAGAUUAUAUCAUCACCCUGUAUCUCGAUAUGGGGGCAUUUUGGGACCCACAAGAAUUUUUUGUUUAUUUUUUAUGCCCUCAAAUAGUGCCACUUUUCUGAAUCACACUUUAUUUGGAUAUAGAUCCUAAUAUUGAAACAACAAACUUUGGAACAAAACUAUUCUCUAAUGUGCUAUUACGUGAAAACGGGUCUGUAUCAUGAAAAUCAGUGAAACAUUGUUCUUAGGAGUUGAGAUAUUUGAUCAUACCAACGUAUGUGUAUUCUAACCAAUAGUCUUGCUUAAAAUUCAUUCUUGUAUAUGAAGAAUUUUUUUAAAGCUUGUCCGCACCCCAUCAUUACAAAUCUCGACUGCUAAGUUCUUAGGUUUCACAUUUUUCGACAUGAGGUGUCCUGUACCAUUAAUAUUGAUAGAAAGAGACAUACUAUCUAGAAUAUUAUCGAGCAUGAAGUAAGGAUAUGACGAUGCUCUAAGGAUAUUAGGAUUGUGGGUUCACAAGUACAAAUAAUGUUUGCAAAGGCAUCGAAUCUGUAACACCAAACGAGUGAUAUAAUCUAUCAUAUAUAUUCUAAAUAGGUAAUUAUAGUUUCAUAUUUGCUAUGAAAUCUAAGUAAAACACCUUGUUUAGUGUGGUGAUCAGAUUUUUACAGCUCUGUGAGUUUUGAGCCACAGUUAAUAUCAUUGUACUUGUUCACUCAUGUCAUUGCGUAUUCAGCUAUAUAAGAUAAUCAACUCUUUGUGCAUUGUCAAUUAGCGGUUUAAAGUCUGAUCCUAGAAUUGGAUAGAAGUACGUAUUUAUAUGUCGACGAUACUGACAUUUAUUGGGUGCUAAACAUUCUCUUAAUUAGAUCUACCCUAUUUUUACAUGAUUUAAGCUGUAUACUUACCAUAUACGAGUUUUUGUCAUGCAGGUAUGUUGAUUGCUCUCAAAUAAGGUGGAAACGGUUUCAUCGAUUCUAUUGCUAUGUCAUGGUUACGGAGUGUUGCUUUUGCUUAUAUUCUACUACAAUGUCCUGCUUACAGAAGGAUGCUUUGAUUUUCCAAUUGGAAGCAAGUAAGGUAUUCAACAUGCAAGUAGCUGUAGUAUAAUUUCGAUGUUCUAGUUUUUCCUACUUUCAUGGAACUAUAAGAAAUGAGAAAGUUUAUUCAUCUGAAAAUCAAAAGCAACACAACCAUUUUUUAGCGUAUUUGAAAUUGGUCAUUUUCUAGAUUCUAUGGAAAUAUGUACUAACUUACACCAAGUCUGGCCACACAUCUUAUCAUGAGAAAAAAAACCAAAUUGCUGAGUAUGCAGCUUAAAAAGUGCACCUUGCUUAAACGUAGAUCGUUGUUACCCUGAAUUGAUAAACAAGAAAAAUGGUGAUUUGUAAAUUUUUUAUAGAUGUAAGUACAUUUUAAAUGGUUCCACGCAGGUUUUUAUAUGUGAAUCAACUGUUUGCUUUAAGCUUUAUGUACAUUUCGCGAUUUUAGAUGCGUAACGUUAUUUAAAGAGAUAAAAAAUAAUGCGGGUAUAUGUACAUUUGUGCUUAUUUAUUUAGUAAUUAUUUCAAAUAUGGACUGUUGACAUUCCUAGAACGAUACAUUUUUUAUUGUAUUCAGAGAUGCGAGAAAUGAUUUUUAAAUAUAUUCAUUUAUAUUAUCGAGGAUUUAUUUUCUUUUUUCCUUUAGCAUGUCAUUUCAAAGCUGCGAGCAAUCAGUUUAUUGUAUAAGCUUUUCAAUUUACUGUAUAAACUUAAAAAUAAACGAUUUGUAAAUAUAUUUGUUAAUUAUGCAGUUUGAUUGAUCAGCAAUUGAAAAUGAGGAAUCUGCUUGGAAAGCCUUAAGCAUCAUAUUUUAUUUAUCAUUUAUCUUGAGAAGCUGGAAGAAUGUUGUACUUUGUUGGUUUCACUCCACCCGGAUGUCAGUUUAUCUCACUUCGUUCGCCAUUAUCCUGAUCUAAAGACCUAACAAUUCGCCUCCGAAUCAUUUUUUAUCUCUUCAAAUAUUAUCGCUACAUUUUUAUGGAUGCGAUACAUGCGUCAUCCAACCGCUAUUCAAUGUAUAAUGGUGCGGACAUAGAGAAAGCAAGUUGAGUGGUAAAAUAUAAAAAAAGCUAUAUUUUGUGAGGCUGGUCACAUGUUUAGAACCAAUACAAGGCAGCAACAAAGCAGCAGGUUACUUAUACAGUCCCCCCUUCCUCCCUCCCUACUUAUUUUUUUUAACGGGUCAGGUCAAUAAGCUGAAAUAUUCAGGAUAAUGAAAUUGAUAUAUGGACACUAUAUUUUGGCAGUUAGAAAUUCUGAGAUGGUGGCUGGGUGCUAUAUUGAAACAUUUUUAAAUAAAAUGAGGGGCCAUGUAAUUCUUCAUUUUGAAGCUUUACAUAUUAUAUUUUAUAACCGCUUUCAAAAUGGGGAACUGAUAGACUGUCAAAGGUGAGUGUUUUUUUCUUAGAAUGUAUCCGAAUUAUGUAGC
This is a messenger RNA of Acanthoscelides obtectus, 8265 nucleotides long. NCBI's taxonomy places the organism in Eukaryota, Metazoa, Arthropoda, Insecta, Coleoptera, Chrysomelidae. The record is from the annotation of a GenBank genome assembly.